Molecule: messenger RNA, 1665 nt
Organism: Histoplasma mississippiense
Lineage: Eukaryota; Fungi; Ascomycota; Eurotiomycetes; Onygenales; Ajellomycetaceae
Exons: 10
Coding region: 1-1665 (554 amino acids)
Source: RefSeq, a predicted model, not a curated record
AUGGUCGGCAUUCAGCAUUGCGGCGAAUGCUUUAAAACUUCCGAUUGCAAGAUCCACUACCUUUUCAACCAGCCACCCCUACUCCCUACUCCAUGGAGAGACACUGGCGUGGGACACACCGGAAGUGGCCACUUCAUCCUAUGGCAGCGUUGUAGCAGCCGUUGGGAUAUUUUCGCUCAACGGCAUCCAGGUCUUCUCGGCCUCGACUUCGACUUCGACUUGCGAGUUGGCGGCGGGGUGCGAUGCUUCAGCUUGGUGGAGUACCGCACCUGCAGAGUCGCCUUGGAUGUGCCCGGGGAGCGCUUGGUGAUCUCAUCCCAUGGCUCGCCGUCCUCUUUGAGUUCCUUCAGCAGCGCGUCAUCCUCCGAGGUAAAUGGCACACGUAUACCGGUCACGACAGACGGCCGCCCUUCUCGACCGGGGCUCGACACACCGUUCGCAGUCGAGCCGGCCGGUCCCCUCGUGACAGAAUGUCAUAGUGUAGCACGUAGCUUGAAAGAAAGCCGGAGACCGGGGACCAAUCGAGAGGAUUCGAUCAAGUGCAGUAGAAAAGAAGCCAAGAACAAUCUCCUCCUCGUCGUCCAAAAGCCUUUUUUGUUCAUCGGUGACUGGAAGGUUGUAAGUCUCUGCUCUAUCAAAAUCGAUCCAAACAACUCUUUCCGAAUCGUCCUUGACGAUCAUCAUAGGUUUCGGAUCCCUGUGCCGUACUCCUGCUCCGUGUAUCUCCUGUAUGCCUUUGAGGAAGUUGUCCUUUCGUUUCUGUGUAUAGUUGUGCAGAUGAAUCAUCUCAAGAUUCGAUCCUUUCGAAAGUGGGUUUGUGUCGCUGGGCGAAAGACGGUCUGUGACUUUUUGACGUCGAGACAAGGAAGUGACGCACGUGAUAUUAAUGAUACCUUGCUUAUAAGACUACCAUAUUCCUCGGCUGACAGCGGCAACUUUGAGCUUGUUCCACCCAUCCCAUUCACAUCCGGAGGUACCGCUGAACAGCCCCAGAUGACUGUUCUCUUGGCACUGUGGUACCUCGGCAUGCUUGCUGCCCAAGAUGCUAAAUCAAGUGGUCAAAAUUACAACUAUUCUUGCUUUGCGCCAAUAAGGAAUAGGCAUCCGGAAAAUCAGGAAGUCCCGUCUUCGCCGGUAGCGCCAGGAAUGAGAUCGCAUUCGCUUGUCACUCCUCAUAUUCCGGGUGCCUCCUUUGCCUCGCAAACCUAUUUGGGGAGCAGAACACAGUCGGCGCAUGGUCAACAAUUCGAGGCGUGUUUUAUUCUCAAGGAAUGUGGCUCCAAAUGGGACCGGGUGAGGCAGCUGGCAAGCUCGCACAACAAGAGGAAUGUCAGACCACCGGAACUGCUUCCCAGCGCGGGAGUACUCAUAGCCUAUAAUGCCGUCCACCAAGUGACGCCAGGUGCCUUUGGAAUGUAUCAACAUCAACCAUCUAAAGGGGGAUGCACCACAGCAGAUAUUUUCAAGAAGGUCGAUUGCAUCAUUGAUGUGCUCAUUAAGAACAUAGAAAUGGGUCAAACUCACUGCAAUAGAUAUCAACAUCUUCUCUUGCUUCAUCUGCAAAAACCACUCCCAGACCAUCUCAAGAAUGAAAGUAAAAAUUUUGACAGAACUGAACAGCUGAAAAUAAAGCUGCAAAGUCAGACAGAUUCUCAAGAAUCAUAA